Gasterosteus aculeatus aculeatus (three-spined stickleback) is the source of this 3573-nucleotide messenger RNA. NCBI's taxonomy places the organism in Eukaryota, Metazoa, Chordata, Actinopteri, Perciformes, Gasterosteidae. The record is from RefSeq and is a predicted model, not a curated record.
CCCCUGAAGGCAGCAGGACGAGGAGGAUGGAAUCCUGGCAACGCUGUCACAAAGCUAACGUUAUCCGUGCUAAGCCCUGUGAACGCACCAGCUUUGUCAACAUGCACAUACGUGCUCAUCUAGGCUCGCCGACCUUCAGCAUUUACUUCAUAGCUUCCUCUAAAGCGUGUUAACCGGUUUACGACGGCAUGUUUCAACGAGCCGAGCUAGCAACGCUUUUUUCUCUUUCGUCGUAGCCACAAUCAGUGGAGCAGUUAACCAGAACGAGUUGUUUGUUAGCUUAAAGCUGGCUUUGGUGAACAUGGCGAUUGUGUCCGGCUCCUGUGCCCGGGUGAACGGCUCCAGGAACGGGCCUUCCCCGUCAGCCGCGCCGUCCGGGUCGGUCGUGCAAUCUCAGCCCAUGAUCGCGGUGUGGGAAUGGCAGGACGACCUGGGCUACUGGCGGCCUUACAGCGGCCAAGUGAGCGCCCACAUCGAGCGGUGUUUGUCCCCGCGGGGCCAGAGGGGAGCAGGACCCGGCUCAACGAGCAUCUGCCUCGGACAAUCAGACCCCAGCCUGUCGCCGUAUCUCAUUGACAUACCGAGCUUGAAACAGUUUCGACAGGACACCGGAAAGACCCGGUCGGUACGCCGGUCCCUGUUCGCCCAGUCCUCCGGCCUCGGCAGUGGUGUUUACUGGGAGUGGAUCAACGACGAAGGGGGGUGGACCCCGUACGAGACUCGCACCUCCAUCCUCCUGGAGCACAGCUACCAGGCCCGCCAGGGCACGGCGGACCUGGGCCCGCACGGAUACAACUACAUCGUGGACCUCACGUCUCUGGCCCAGGUGAACAAAGCGACGGGCUUCAGGCGGCAGGUCAGGCGCCAGUGCAACCUCCCCUACCCGCUGGCCUCGUCCGGCCCCCCGGCCAUCCCCUCGAGCGCCUCGGGCACCUCAGGCCCCUCCUGCUCCUGCCAGCAGUGUUUGAGCCACAGCAGCACGGGACCCAUGCCCAGCCGCUCACGCCACUCCUUUUCAUCGGGCAGCCUGAACCGGCCCGGUCUCCAAGCGACGGGGAGGGCCGCCGCGGCGGCGACUCACCCCGCUUCUGUCUACUCGCCGUACCCCAGGAGACCCCUCUCUGUGGGGGGGAUGUCCUGGGGCAGCCCCUGGCCUCCACCGCCGUCCGCCAGCCAACUGUCUGCACCGCUUCUGACCAGCGCCCCCAGCGCCAACGGGCUGAGUGUCCCUUCCAUCUCUGUGCAGCUGAACGGAUCCACCAGCGUGAGCUCUGCCCUGGCAGGCAUGGCCUCCAUUUUGAUGUCAGCGGUGGGACUCGGCGUACACUUCACCACUGCCCCCCUCCCUCAGCAGCAGCAGCAGCAGCCGCCGCCGCCACAGCAGCUUCAUCAGCUACAGCCGCUACAGCCGCCUGCUCCCUUCUCGCUUCCUCCUCCUCUCCUCCCCCCCGCCAGCAGGCCCAGCAAGCCCCACAGCAGCAGCAGCAGCAGCAGCAGCAGUUCAGUUAGGAGAGCAAAGAGGCAGCACAGGAGAGCCUCGGCGCAGAGACCCGAGGACGUGAUCCAGCGCUACAUGGAGGUGGUUGCCGGCGUGCAGGACGAGGACUGCAUCAUCUGCAUGGACCAACUGUCCAACCCGUCCGGCUACGAGACGCAGCCCACAGAGGAGGGGGGGCCGAGCAUCCUGCCCGGCACCGUGGGGAAAUUCAUCAAGUGUGGACACACCCUGCACAUGCUCUGCAUGCUGGCCAUGUACAACAACGGAACCAAGGACGGCAGUCUGCAGUGUCCCUCAUGUAAGACAAUCUACGGAGAGAAGACCGGCACGCAGCCCAAAGGCAAGAUGGAGAUCUACAGCAUCGCCCAGUCGCUCCCCGGCCACCCGGACUGCGGCACCAUCCAGAUCAUCUACAGCAUACCGCCGGGCCUGCAGGGCCCGGAGCACCCCAACCCGGGACAGCCGUACACCUGCAGAGGCUUCCCCCGCUUCUGUUUCCUCCCCGACAACGACAAGGGCAGGAAGGUCUUGGAGCUCCUGAAGGUGGCCUGGAUGCGGCGCCUCAUCUUCAUCGUGGGGACGUCCAGCACCACCGGCGAGCCCGACACGGUGGUGUGGAACGGCAUCCACCACAAGACGGAGAUGCUGUCCAACAUGUCGGGGCACGGCUACCCGGACCCCAACUACCUGGACAACGUCCUGUCGGAGCUGGCGUCUCAGGGCGUGACAGAGGACUGCUUCAAGCCCCCGGGCAGCGGCGGCGGCGGCGGCAGCAGCUAGCUCACGGCGCCGAGCUUCACGCCGCAGAGUUCAAAAUCCACUUCCCUCGGACCAGCUGGACCUUCUGCAGCCUCCGUCCGGCCUUCAGUCGAUUCAGCAUCUGCCAAACCUCACGGAGCGAGCACAGCGGGAGGCGCGAGCCGGACGGAACUCGCCGAUGGCGGUUUAUUCUCCACCACAUUCCUGCUCAUCACGUGAUCCUGCAGACUGAACUUCCUCUUUUAUAAAUGUGUAUAUAUAUAUACAUCUAUAAAACAAGAAAACUCUCCUUAGCCUGGAGAUUUGUGUCUGUCAGGUUCCUCGUCCAGCCACCACCAACAUGGCAGCUCAGUAUCGGGGACAGAAAUCUCUCAUCAAGCACUUUAGCUCUGACGUCUCAUUUAGUCGAGACGUGUGAUCUUCCCGGUUAACCCGCGGGGGGGGGCACGCAUUUUACUUUUUCACUGCAAUAUAUAAAAAGUCAUGCACUUGGAUGGAAACGGCACAAACCGUGGCGAGAAGAAGAGCGAAGUGAAACACGUCUGCAGCCGGAAAUCGCUAAAAAAGAGAAAGUGGAAUUUCUUUGAUUUAAAAACACUGGAUGAACAUCCGUCGUUACUAAUGUUAGAAAAGCAGCGGAGGCGCCCGUAUUAACUCAAAGGUUCACAGGUUUCUUGUCACGUGACAAAUCAAUGGCGGCUUCCUAGUUGCUCAGAAUUGAAUGUGUUUAAUCUUGUUUAUUUGAGGGCAAAAUUUGAAGGAGACCUGUAGAAUAAAGUGUUUAGCGGAAUAUAACCAUUUUAAGCGUCGUAGAAGAGGGAAGGAGGACCGGGACGUUUGUUCUGUAGAAAAGCUGCUUCGUGUCCCGCCGGGCAGGUUUCGGGCUCCAGAGGUCAAAGGGCAGGUCAUUUCCGGAUUGGGAGGUUAUGCAAAGUGUCGCUGCAGAAAGACGAGCUGCGUGUUCAGCACACGGAAACUUGUCAUAGCAAAGUCAGUAUACACAUGUAAUACUUCUGGGACGUGAAACCACCGGUGGUUUAUAUAUUUGGCUCCAUCACGAAUCGAUAAGCGUCCACGUGGUGAUUUGUCCUGUUGUUGAAUGUGCAGUAACUGGGCCGGGGGGGCGACCGACCUCAAAAAAAAAAGAUAGAAAAAAAGGCUAAAAACAUCUGACAAUCAAGGUCAUUGAACUCGUCUUGUUCACCUCCCCCCCCCCCUUCCUGUUACACGUGCGUUUUUCUGCUCUUCAGAGCUGCAGCACAGUUGAACUGAGUCGUAACGGGCUGUAAUAAAAAAAAAAAAAGAGGAAAAUGAAA